Messenger RNA from Aspergillus fumigatus Af293, 1128 nucleotides. RefSeq names its product putative cytochrome P450. Gene Ontology annotation, molecular function: heme binding; iron ion binding; oxidoreductase activity, acting on paired donors, with incorporation or reduction of molecular oxygen. The record is from RefSeq and is a predicted model, not a curated record. Lineage: Eukaryota; Fungi; Ascomycota; Eurotiomycetes; Eurotiales; Aspergillaceae.
AUGUUUGGCUUUGAGUGGCAUAACCAACGAGGUGUCGAGGGGACCGGCUUUGUCCGUGCACUGCGCAGUAGGCUUACGGCUCACCUGCCUAUCCUAAUGCCUGAGUUACAGAGGAUCGUCGAGACUGCCAUUGCAGACGAGCUUGUUGCACCUGGAAGCGACGGUAAGUGGGGCUCGCCCCAGUUAUGCUUGAUUCCAUCUGACUGCAGCAGGCUUCGUGCGUUGCAGACUGUUCCCUAUGAUCAAGCGAACGGUCACCAAGGUCAAUUGCUUCGCCUUCUUCGGGGAGGAACUUGGUACGACUACCCUUGGCAUGUCAGACACCGCCAGGCUCAUUGUGUUGCAGCGCAGAAUCCCGAGUUCACCGCGGCUGCCUUGGAAUUCCCGCAGAGGGUUAUCCUAGCCGCCGAGAUUUUGCGAAUCACUCCGAGUUUCCUCCGACGGACACUAUUCCGCUAUUUGAAGCCCAUUGUGGAGAAGCGGUUAGCAGCGAGAGCCAACUCGCCCAGGUCUCUGCAAGAGGAUGCUCCGAUGGAUUGCAUGCAGUGGCUGAUUGACACGUCGCCGCGGAAAAUACCGUGGACCCCGACCAGGAUGGUUGGUGAGAUUGUUGCCGUCUGGUUUGGCUCGGUGCACCAGCUGGCAAUGGUGAGGUCGUACUCAGCAAGAAGGAACCUUACCGUCCGACGAAAAGCGCUGACACCAUUCAUGUUCUCCGAUGGGCUCGAAGUCGCAGAGGGUGAUUGGGUAUGUAUCCCGCAACGAGCAAUGAUGCGCGAUCGGAUCAGAUACCAGAAUCCGCAAGCAUUCGACGGGUUUCGAUUUGCCAGAGCAAACAAGCAAUUACGUGCGGGAGAUGUGUCUCUGGACGUACCCGAGAAUAGCCCUCUGACCAUGACAGACGUUAGCGUGGACUGGCCAAUUUGGGGGCUAGGAAAGACGGCCUGUCCCGGCAGGUUUUACGCUGCCACAAUCCUCAAGCUGAUUAUGGUGUGUAUUCUGGAGAAAUGGGAGUGUCGGUUAGAAAAUCCCAAGAGCCAACGGUGGAGGACGUGGCGGUCAAGCGUAGUACCCCGUGAAGGGACGGUUGUUAUGUUCAGGAGAAAAGAAGAAGCGUUGACUGGAUGA